AAAAUUCCUAGUACUAAAUGUGAGGUUGCUGAUAAUACCAUGUUGGCAAGCUACUAAACUUGUAACAGCUUCUAAGGGUAAGCUCAUGAGUAACUCCUUAUAUAUAUUAUGCAAUUAAUCAUUUAAGCAGUGCAAUGACACUAGUGAUAAUGGAGGGCUAUCCUAUUCUAGUUGAUCCAGGACCAGAAAGUCCUGCAUGUUUUGCUGUUCUUCUUCUCCCCUGCACCGAGCAAGGAAGCCCAGCCACCGACGCACCUCCCCUUGAGAAACGGUGAGAAAAACUUGAUUUCUUUUGCCUUUCUUUUCUUGUUCAAGAACAAGAUUUAAGCUUGGAAAUCUUCCCCCCCUUUGCAUAAUUCCGGAUCUGCUCUACUUUGUUUCUCCCGUCCGUCUGCUGCUCUUGGUGUGGUUGUGAUUUUUCCGACUUUUGAUCCCCUGAAUUUGCCCCUUCACUUCCCGUCGAUCUUCCCCAAUCUGCAGCCCCGGUUUGUUUGCUGAAAAUUCCUGGAAGCGAAGUCAAGGACGGGGAAAAACAAAGGGAGUGAUGAGUUAGAAGGCUAGCCAUAUUAUAAAUUGAACAUAGAUUUUAGAUAUAAAUCAUGAUCUUGUAAGUUAGACUUUAUUUGAAGAUUUUAUGAUAUUAGAGCAAAUUUUAAAAUUUUAUCUUUAGAUUUUGUGGUAUCAGAUUGUGGUAUGAUAAAGUUUCGAGCCUUGU
Molecule: messenger RNA, 715 nt
Organism: Rubroshorea leprosula
Lineage: Eukaryota; Viridiplantae; Streptophyta; Magnoliopsida; Malvales; Dipterocarpaceae
Source: the annotation of a GenBank genome assembly